Messenger RNA from Rhinolophus ferrumequinum (greater horseshoe bat), 1521 nucleotides. RefSeq names its product IQ motif containing M (gene IQCM). Gene Ontology annotation, molecular function: protein binding. The record is from RefSeq and is a predicted model, not a curated record. The transcript has 13 exons. NCBI's taxonomy places the organism in Eukaryota, Metazoa, Chordata, Mammalia, Chiroptera, Rhinolophidae.
AUGUUGUCAGGUCCUAUAUUAGAGAUCACAAAGCAAGAUUUUUUUCAAGAAGCAGAAACUCUCAUUGCCCAGCAUUAUAAGAAAAUAAAUGAGAACAAAGUUCAAGGUACUUCUAUAAAUGUUUUUAGAAAUAAACACCAAAAACCGAAAUCUGGCAAAUUUAUAUCUCUGGAGAUUGAACAAAAGGAAACACUUGAUGGGAUCCAAGAAUUUCAGACAGCACACAAAAAUAUUUGUUUUCCCAAAGAUGUUUCCAAAAGUGAACAUUCUGAGGACCCCCCACAACGAACUGCUUUCAAGGAGCCACACAUUUUUAACGUAAAAGAAAAAUUCAAGGGAACUAUAGAUCUAAUUGCAAAAGAACAAGUUAAACUGGGUAAAAUAGUGACUAAUAUUGAAUCAGUGAGUAAAAAAAUGGAGAAAGAAAAGCAACAGUCCAGAACGUUGGACACAUAUGUCUUCCCCUUCACCAACCUUGGUUUGACCAUACCACCCACGACCCCUGCCACCCGGCUUCCGAAAGAAAAUGAGAAGGUAGAAGACCUUUCUAAAAGAUUUGUUGAAAGAAUCCCAGUUACUCUCUUAGCUACAGAUUAUUGUGAAAUUCCAGAUGUUGUGGGGCCUCCCCUUCCCAGUACCAGUACUCCAAGCGGGGGCGCCUGGUGUGGGGCUGGGCUCCUUGUUCCUCCAGAAGGAACCUCUGCAGCCGAGAAAAACUUUAUGAAAAAAGAGCAAACAUCUUUCAAGCCAGAACCAAAGCCACAACCAAGGCUGAAACCUAUUCUAAGUAAAGGUGAUAAACAUGACAAUAAAAUUAAAAGAAUUGGACCACACAUUGAAAUCUUCCAAGUGUUCCGGAAAAGGAAUAAAUUGAUUACCAAAAACACAAUUAAAAUGGUCACCGUCACGCAGGCGCAGAUCAGAGGGUGGCUUGAACGCAGAAGAUUCCAAAGAAUACGGGACAAGGCUUUGUAUCAUGGACCAAAUUUGAAAGCAGUUAUAAACAUAUAUCAUGGACAAAUCCAACGUGUUAAAUGUCGACUUGGUCUUUGGAGGACAAGACAAAUUAUAAACUUUCCAGAACUAGAGGAAUGGAUGGACAGAAAAAAAUUCUAUGAAACAAUGUUUGCCAAGAGAGAAGAUUGGCAAGGAUUGCAAAGAAGUGAUCUCCUUAAGUUUUUCAACCACUGUGGUCAUUACCCAACCCAGCAGCAAAUUGAUCAAGUAUGUGACCUGAUCCUUUGGGAAGACCGUGACAAACAUUCUGGCCUCGUCAAGAAGUCUAAUGCAAUUGAAAUGUUAUUUACACUCUAUCCUCCUCAAGGUGCCCAUGUGCAGAAGGAGCAACCUCGGUCAACUUGGCUGCGACCCAUAGUAAAUGGGGAAGAAUGCUACAAAUAUAUCGUGAAUGGACAUCCAGUACUCAAAAGAGCUAACAUCCGGAUUGUUGGGAAUUUAGUGUGCAGAUCUAUGCAAGAAAGGAAAAUGAAACAACAUAAUUUAUCUUGAGAAGUAGAAUAA